UUUUCUCUCUCUCCUUCCUCCUCCCUCCCUCGCUCCCUCCCCGCAUCCCCUGCUCCGGCCGCGCGCUGGCGGGGCUCUGCAUUGCACACUCCGGGGGCGCCGCAGUGUUCGUGGGAUGGGGCAGCGGGCUGCCGCUGGCGGCCGGAAUCCGCGCGCAGCCAGGGUGCAAGUCCUCGCCCGUCAUCCCGAGUCCCCACUGCCGGGCGCCCUGGAUGAGUAACGCCUGGGUCUGCCAUGGAACCUGGCCCUGCCCUGGCCUGGCUCCUGCUCCUGAGCCUGCUGGCUGAUUGUCUGAAAGCUGCACAGUCGCGAGACUUCACAGUGAAAGACAUUAUCUACCUCCACCCUUCAACCACACCAUAUCCUGGUGGAUUUAAGUGUUUCACCUGUGAAAAGGCAGCAGACAACUAUGAAUGCAACCGAUGGGCUCCAGAUAUCUACUGUCCUCGAGAGACCAGAUACUGCUACACUCAGCACACGAUGGAAGUCACAGGAAAUAGCAUCUCUGUCACCAAACGCUGUGUUCCGCUGGAAGAGUGCUUGUCCACUGGCUGCAGAGACUCUGAGCAGGAAGGCCACAAGGUGUGUACUUCCUGUUGUGAAGGAAAUAUCUGUAACUUACCACUACCCCGAAAUGAAACCGAUGCCACGUUUGCCACAACGUCACCCAUAAAUCAGACGAGUGGGCACCCACACUGCGUGUCAGUGAUAGUGUCCUGCUUGUGGGUAUGGUUGGGACUCACACUAUAGCAGCUCCAAGUCACGACGUGGAGUAGUGAUCCGUGGGGACUUUGACGGUCCACAGUCAUGCAUGAGUUGUUGGCCUGACAAUACUUACACAUGUGAAACCACAACACGAGGAUAUCUUCACGGCCAAGCAUUUCCACUUACCAUGAGGAACAAGCAUUGCUUCAGUUGUAGUCAUUUGAACUCCAAGACCUCAUCAAAGCCAGCCUGCCCCUAAAACAGACCCUGAGUUUUAUACCACAAACCUUUGUUUUCACUCCAAGAAAUAGCUCUGCAUUUGUUGAGAUCUGGGGCUCUUAAUUUGGAAUACAUGCAGGAGCCACAGGAGGUCCUAGGACCCUCUGAGAUGUUAGGCAGUAUGUUAUAGGGACAUGAAUGGUUGUAUGUUUUUCUGGAGAAAGGUAAAUGACCACUGGUUUUAAAUAGAAUCAUGAAUUCACUGACAGCUUCAGAAUUUUAAAUCUUUGAUUGCAAAAUCAAUGGACUAUUUCCUUGGAGGUAUUAAUUCCCUAGAAGGGUAGUAAGAAAUUUGUUCAAUUUAAUUUUUCCAACAUUCUGCUUCCAGUGGUGGGAAUCAUAUUCCCUCUGCUCUGUGUGGGAAAUAAAAAGGCAGUCAUGAAAGAUUGGUGUAUGGGGCAGGGGUGGCUGCAGAACUAGCAUCAAUAGAGUGGCUGUUUAUCCCUUCAUGUAACUGGUGAGAUUGGGCUUAAUUCAGCACCUAGUAUACUCCAUAAGAUCAUGGAUUCUACCUGGACUAAUGGGUGUUCAAGGUGUCCUAAGCAGGACGGGGUUAUUUUCUCCAGUCAUGGGCUUCUAUUCAGACAUAGCUAAUUUACAGAGAGAGAAACAGAGAGAGGAUUUCAAAAUGAAAAGAAGGAGAAUGUGUGGAGGAAUCCUACUUCACUGGGGGGCUCCAGUAAGUGGCCGGAUCUUCCUCCUUACGCUGCCCAAGAGCCCUCCGUGUGCUUCCUCUUUCAAAUCCCCAGUGACUUUAGGGAGAAGGUGCUGCAUUAAGUUGCCUGGAGAUUAAUAGGGAAAGAAGAUGCAAUAUCCUAGGAUGAGAGUAGGUGGACCAGUGGGGGUGAUAGUGAGACUAGUAAGGAGACCCAGUGAGAAGUUAUUUCUUUUAGAUGAUUACUUUGGAAGUAGAUGGUAAAAGUUUCACUGUCCUUCCUAUAUUUUUGGCACCCCAAGUUACAAUUCUUUCUUCUUCCUUGUAAAUCAUUUAUACAAUAUUUAUUUUUGUAUGGCAUAACUAGAAACUAAAAUAUAUUAUAAAAGAUUCUUUAUUCUGAACAAAACGAUCAAAUUAGAAUACUUAUUUUUCAACAGUGGUAGAGCUUGUAAUAUAUGUAUGUAUAAUACUGGCACCAGUGUUGAAAAAAGUUACUUAUGUUGUGAGCACGAGUAAUGUGUUGGCCUCAAGGUUUUUGCUCAUGGUUUCCUCAGUGGUGUGUUUCCAGAAGUAUUUGGGUGGUGACAAUCGCUGGUACAAGUUUCUCUGCAGGGUUCUCGGCGUUUUUGCAUCGAAUGUGUUGGAGCCACUGCUGAUACAGAGGACAGUGUUGUCAGGGUCCAUCCGCCCUGACAGGAAAAUGUCUCUGGCUCAUAAAAUGAGACCUCCUCAGGGACCAAUAGGAACUGACAGUGGUAACUCUGAUACACAAUGAUCUAAAUUGCAUCAAAUGGCCUUAAAUCAGAGUUUGGCAGGCUUAUCCGUAAGUUACUUAUAAUUGGGGUGGGGAAGAAGAGGGAGAGAAAGCAAGACAUUUAUUAAGCACCUCUUAUGUGCCAGGCACUAUGCUAAGCACUUUACAUAAGUUAGAUGGUAUAAUUCCUGUAAGAACCAUGGAAGGAAUAUUACUAGUAUUUACACUUUACAGAUGAAGGUACCAAGGCUCUAAGAAGCGCAAGAGCGUGAAAUCUUUCCCUUCCGACUAUAUUGGAUGAGGCAGGAAUGAGGAGGAAGGGAAGGUGGAAUUACCACCUGUAUGGGCUUCAUGGGAACUUGUCCCCCAAUCAUGUGGAGUUCGUCUAGUCCUGCCUCGGCAGGAUGUCAUUUGCAUGUAUCCCCAGAUGGUUUUUCUUUGGGGGAGGGGUGAAGGUAUGGUUUCAUUCAUUCCUCUUGCUAGAAGAGGAGACAGGUUGAUCCUGCCUCUAAAGAUGGUAUAAGACAAUGAAAAUUUGAUGCUGUACAUAUCUACCCAGACAUUUUUGUGCAUGAGCACUCUCCACGGACACCAUCCAAAUACUGCAUGCAAUUUGAAUAAGAGACAAAGUCCAAAUGUUGGUUCUUAACGAGAAAGUAUGUACUGCAAAGCCUCCCUGGCUGGUGUGCAGGGACCAGGUGUUCAGUGCUGUCAUCUGCCACCCCAGGGGGGUCACUGCAAACUGCACACAGAUGUGGUUGCCUGCACCCUUUUAUGCCUGUCAAAAUGGCUGGUGUUUUAUUCUCUAAAGAAAGUGGUUUGCUCACCAUCCCCAGCCUCAAGGAGCCACGGCAUUGUCAUUCAUUCAUGUGGAAGGCCUGGGAUGGGUCAUCCACCUGACUUUCCUACCACAUUAAAUCUUGCAUUAAAUCCCACCAUCGGUGACGGCUUGAAGUGCACAGAGCCGCAAUGUGUAUAUGAACCUAUGUACUACUUAUUUAUUUUUAGACUCCCCACAGCAUUCAUGUCCAUAUGGGAUUAAUGCCUAAAUUUUGUAAAUAUUGUACAUUUUGUAAAUCAAUGAAUAAAGAUUUUAAGUGUA
Molecule: messenger RNA, 3498 nt
Organism: Hipposideros armiger (great roundleaf bat)
Lineage: Eukaryota; Metazoa; Chordata; Mammalia; Chiroptera; Hipposideridae
Gene: LYPD6
Product: LY6/PLAUR domain containing 6
Exons: 5
Coding region: 235-750 (171 amino acids)
Biological process (GO): positive regulation of canonical Wnt signaling pathway
Molecular function (GO): acetylcholine receptor inhibitor activity
Source: RefSeq, a predicted model, not a curated record